Messenger RNA from Penaeus vannamei (Pacific white shrimp), 279 nucleotides. NCBI's taxonomy places the organism in Eukaryota, Metazoa, Arthropoda, Malacostraca, Decapoda, Penaeidae. The record is from RefSeq and is a predicted model, not a curated record.
AUGUCUGGACGUGGAAAGGGAAAGGGCGGCAAGGCGAAGGCCAAGGGCCAAGUCCCGCUCCAGCAGGCCGGCCUUCAGUUUCCUGUAGGAAGGAUUCACCUUCGCAGGAAUGCAGCCCCCAGACAAACAAGAAGAGCCAUCAUCCCCGCCACUUGCAAGCUGGCCAUCGUAACGACGAAGAGCUCUAACAAGCUGCUGUCUGGCGUGGGCAUCCGCCCAGGGCGGGUCCUACUACCAACAUCCAGGCUGUGCUCCUCCUCCAAGAAGGCCGAGAAGUAA